AGUUGAACAAAGAAUAAUGUCACAAACCUAAAGAAAGACUAAAAUCAUACUAAGACUUCAAUUUUGUAAUCGAUAUAAAAAUCAUUACAAUUUUCAAAUUAAGAAUCUAAACAAACAGGUGAAUUUAAAUAUCGUUCAGUGUGUUUGACAGCGGACGCCGGCAAUUCAGGCGUGUUUAAAAUUAUUUGGCCAGUGUUCCCAAAACUGGCGCGUACGUCUACCGUGUUCGUUAUACUCCCGCGCUGCGGUCAUACGCAUUACGUAAUUUAAAAAAAAAAGUGUAAUCGAUUACAUGACUUUUUCAUAAAAUAGCCAGUGUUCUAAGAUACUUUGUGCAUUUAUUUAAAUUGUUAAGUGGUUCAUAGCAUCUAUUUAUUUUAACUGUGGAUGUCAUAACUAGCGGGGAGUCAUGGACAAGCCGACGAUGCAUAUGCUGUCCGUCCAGGAAAAGGGCGGACAGACCAGGAGGACAAACCAAUACAUAGCAGCCGUUGCAGCUGCCAUAGGUGCCGUGGUAGCUGGCACAAUCCUCGCGUGGACCUCUCCAGCACUACCCCAGAUCCAGCCGCCGGAGAAAAAGGAUCUGAACACCACCACAGAAACCCCCCCCGAUCCAUUUAACCCAAGCAACGCAACGAACGCCACUGCCGCACUUAUUAACGGGCUGGGCCAACCAGCUGACUUCUUAUUGAACACCCAGGAGAGCUCUCUCGUAUCGUCAAUACUGGCCAUUGGAGCCGCUAUAAGCGCGCUCCCAGUGGGCAUCAUCGCGGAAAAGAUCGGCAGAAGGCCGACCAUCCUGAUACUAUCUGUACCGUUUACGAUCAACUGGUUGAUCACAAUCUUUGCAAAUGGAGCCGGGAUGCUCAUCGCUGCCAGGUUCUUCGCUGGAUUGAGUACUGGUGGAAUCUGCGUCGCAGCCCCAAUGUACAUCGGCGAGAUCGCGGAGACCUCGAUCCGAGGGUCCCUCGGCGCAUUCUUCCAGCUAUUCCUGACAGUGGGCAUCCUCUUCACCUUCGUGGUUGGCGCUUACACGAGCUGGAGGACGCUGUCCAUCAUAUCCGCUGUCUUCCCUAUCCUGCUGGUUGCUGUGUUCUGGUGGAUGCCAGAAACCCCUCAAUACCUCUUAGCCAAGAACAAACGUCGUGAUGCUGAGAAGGUGCUGCGGUGGCUCCGAGGCCCUGACGCGGAUCUCAGCGGCGAACUCGAAGAUAUGCAGAAAGACGUGGACAAUUCAUCCCGUCAAAAGGCCGGCAUCGUAACAAUGCUGACCAACCGAGCAUCGCUCAUGGCUCUCAUCUGCGCCUUAGGCCUCAUGUUCUUCCAGCAGUUCAGCGGAAUCAACGCAGUAAUCUUCUACACAGUCAACAUCUUCAAAUCAGCCGGUUCCGACAUAAACCCAGCCAUCGCUACGAUCAUUGUGGGAGUCGUCCAAACCCUGGCUACAUACGCCUCUUCGUUGUUAAUCGACAAAGCGGGUAGGAGGAUACUCUUACUCCAGAGUUGUAUAAUUAUGGGCAUCUGCUUGAUCAUUCUCGGUACAUACUUCAAACUGCAAGAAGGCGGUGCAAAUGUCGCUGCUGUAGGUUGGCUACCUCUUGUUUGCUUGGUGCUCUUCAUCGUCUCCUUCUCGAUGGGUUUCGGCCCCAUACCCUGGAUGAUGAUGGCGGAGUUGUUCCCAACGGAAUUCCGGGGAACUGCAUCCGGUAUCACGGUGAUAACCAACUGGUGUCUCGUCUUCAUCGUCACUUUGUGCUUCCCCAUAAUGAAGGAGCAGAUCGGUAUCUACAGCUGCUUCUGGUUUUUCAGCAGUUUUAUGAUCGCCUGCGUUUUCUUCGUUUUCUUCUUGAUACCGGAGACUAAAGGCAAGACUCUGGCACAGAUUCAAAUUUUACUGGGCGGCAAGUAAACGCACGGGCUUACGUCGUACCUUCGAAUACUCAGUGUUGUUUUUGUUUAAAUGUUUUGUUUACUGGUGCUGAUUAUGGUUUCAACUUAAAAUUUAACUGCCAUCUGAAGUGUACUUUUAGACGGACAUUUCCUAAAACUCGCGCAAAAGCUUGCUUGAUCUUUUCUCAUCCUUCAGAAUCUUUGAAACAAAAGUGGAUAGACAUCUUCUAGCGAAUUCCAUCUUAGGCUAUAUCUACAAUUUCCAUCAGGUGAGAUUGUGGUCAAGCUCGAACCUUUAUCGAGUUAAAAAAAUGGACUAACUGUCCAUUUUUUUGUAAGUGUCGUGAACUUACAGGACUACAUAAUUAUUUUCUGACUAACGUCACACUGACCAAUAUAAAAAUCAGGUAAAAAAGGGACGCUUCCUUUGUUGAAUUUUUGGACAUAACUUUAAUGUGGAUUUUAGUGGACGUCGCUUAGGAACUAAUAAAGGGCUUAAAUUUGCUUCACCUUCCAACGUCCAUAUUGUACUCUUCAGGCAGUUCCCGACCGAUGGCGGAUAAGCUUUCAACUGGCGCCUUCGAAUCGUUUUAGUUCUAUAUUUCUUGUUGAACCACUUCAGCAUCAUUGUGAGUUGUAAGGCAUAUCAUGGUGUAAAUUUUCGUUUUUGGGAGCGUAUUAGGACUUAUGUCAGGAACGUCAGGUCCAGAAACUUUUGGACUUUCAGUUUCAACAUUUCA
This is a messenger RNA of Pararge aegeria (speckled wood butterfly), 2630 nucleotides long. Its product is annotated as facilitated trehalose transporter Tret1-like. Lineage: Eukaryota; Metazoa; Arthropoda; Insecta; Lepidoptera; Nymphalidae. Gene Ontology annotation, molecular function: sugar transmembrane transporter activity. Gene Ontology annotation, cellular component: membrane. The record is from RefSeq and is a predicted model, not a curated record. Gene Ontology annotation, biological process: carbohydrate transport; transmembrane transport. The coding region runs from base 410 to 1909 and encodes 499 amino acids. The transcript is spliced from 7 exons.